Messenger RNA from Zychaea mexicana, 1323 nucleotides. RefSeq names its product cytochrome P450. The transcript is spliced from 7 exons. The record is from RefSeq and is a predicted model, not a curated record. Lineage: Eukaryota; Fungi; Mucoromycota; Mucoromycetes; Mucorales; Lichtheimiaceae. The annotation marks the transcript as partial. Gene Ontology annotation, molecular function: oxidoreductase activity, acting on paired donors, with incorporation or reduction of molecular oxygen; monooxygenase activity; iron ion binding.
AUAGGUCCAAUCAUCCGCAUCAACAUGGGUGUCAAACCUUGGGUCAUCAUUGGUGAUCCGUACCUUGCACACGAAAUUCUAAAAGUCAACGAUGCCGUGACCUCUGGACGUCCAUACCAUCUCUACUUGUCCAAAUAUCAUACGAUGAAUCGAAAAGGGAUGGUGUAUACGAAUGCUGAUAAACAAUGGAAACGAUGUCGAGCAAUUGCGCAAACAGUACUUGGACGAAAAGGGGUAGCCCAGCUGAGCCAGACGAUGGAAUCCGAAGCUUCUCGAGUGACCAGUCUAUUGCUAGAAUGCGGAAAAGUUGUUGAUGUGUCCAAGUACAUGCAACUCUAUACCCAGAACGUAAUGCUACAAGCUCUUUUUGGUAUAUCCUCAACAGCUAUCGAUGAUUCUUUAUUCACGUCCGUAGUCGAGACCGUUGAUAUUGCUAUCAAAUGGAGUGCACCGGUCGAAGGCAUUCGUAGCUUUUUGCCCGGUUUGGCAAAAUCACUUGGUCUCUAUAAGAACACGGCUAUGUCAGACUUUAUUGAAAAGAAACGCAAUCCGCUCUAUCGACGAUUAAUCCAACAGAGCCUUGAGAGUGAUACUCCUUGUCUUGUCAAGGAACUGUACAGGGUGAAAAAACAAAACGAGUUUGAUGACGAUGAUAUCCUUGUGCUCAUAGUAAACAUGGUCAAUGCCGGAACGGAUACUACUGCCAUGACACUUUCUUGGGCAAUGAUUUUACUAUGCCACCACAAGGAUGUUCAAAAGCGGCUUCAUGGCGAGGUCGACUCGUUUAUCUUCAAACACAAUCGAUUGCCAGUGUAUGAUGAACGAGAGAAUUUUCCAUUCUUGAUUUCGGUGCAGAAAGAAUGCAUGCGAUUCCGGGCACCUAAUCAUUUUGCUCUGCCGCGCGAAACUACGGAUGACCUGGAAUGUCAAGGCUUCUUUAUCCCUAAAGGAACGGUGCUCUUGAGCAACACGUACACAUUGAACCGUAGUCCUGAUUUUUAUGACAGACCCGAAAAGUUUAUUCCAGAGCGAUACCUUGACGACCAAAGACCACUUGUUGUUUCGGCAAAUGCAAAUCUUGAGAAGCGUGAUCAAUAUACGUUUGGUUGGGGCAGACGGUUGUGUCCAGGAGCUCAUAUGGUCGAUGUGGAACUUUUUAACUUCUGGGUUCGCAUACUAGCAACUACUACUAUUGAGCCACCUUUGAAUGAAAAUGGAGAUCCUGUGUAUCCAGACUUGAAUAGCUAUCGUGAUAUAGGAGUUGCUAUUGCCCCCCUCGAUUCACGCAUCCGAUUUGUUGAGAGACAUGACCGACUUAUUUAG